Xenopus laevis (African clawed frog) is the source of this 1076-nucleotide messenger RNA. It is a transcript of the gene tpi1.L, whose product is annotated as triosephosphate isomerase 1 L homeolog. Gene Ontology annotation, molecular function: methylglyoxal synthase activity; triose-phosphate isomerase activity. The record is from RefSeq and is a predicted model, not a curated record. The coding region runs from base 74 to 820 and encodes 248 amino acids. The transcript is spliced from 7 exons. Gene Ontology annotation, cellular component: cytosol. Gene Ontology annotation, biological process: glycolytic process; gluconeogenesis; glycerol catabolic process. NCBI's taxonomy places the organism in Eukaryota, Metazoa, Chordata, Amphibia, Anura, Pipidae.
CAGGACGGAGGCGGCUGUCACUCCUGGCAGAUUCUUACCGUCUUGCUUGGCUGAAUUACACGCGCUGUCAGACAUGGCUCCCAGGAAAUUUUUCGUCGGCGGCAACUGGAAGAUGAACGGAGACAAGAAGAGUCUGGGGGAGCUGAUCAACACCAUGAACAGCGGCAAGAUCAAUGCGGACACAGAGGUGGUCUGUGGCGCCCCAUCCAUUUAUCUGGACUUUGCACGGCAGAAGCUGGACACCAAAAUUGCUGUUUCUGCGCAGAAUUGUUACAAAGUGGCCAAGGGAGCGUUCACUGGAGAGAUCAGCCCAGCAAUGAUUAAAGACUGUGGUGUUACAUGGGUGAUUCUUGGACACUCUGAGAGACGGCACGUGUUUGGGGAGUCGGAUGAGCUCAUUGGGCAAAAAGUGGCACAUGCACUAAGUGAAGGCAUUGCAGUCAUCGCCUGUAUUGGUGAGAAACUAGACCAGCGUGAGGCGGGAAUCACAGAGAAGGUGGUGUUUGAGCAGACGAAAGUCAUAGCAGAUAAUGUCAAGGACUGGAGUAAGGUGGUCUUGGCCUAUGAACCAGUCUGGGCUAUUGGAACUGGCAAAACUGCCACACCUGAACAGGCCCAGGAAGUGCACAAGAAACUCCGCGAGUGGCUGAAAACCAACGUAUCUGAAGAUGUUGCCCAGUCUGUUCGUAUUAUUUAUGGAGGUUCAGUAACAGGAGGCACAUGCAAAGAGCUGUCCGCUCAGCCCGACAUCGAUGGCUUCUUGGUGGGAGGAGCAUCUUUGAAGGCGGAGUUCAUUGAAAUCAUCAAUGCCAAGCAUUAAUCCAGCUCCCUGGCAGAACCUCCUCCCACCCCUUCUUUACACAAACGGUUUAGAAUAAGCGACCCCCGUGAGAGGCAACUCUAGUAGCGAACAAACUGGUCACCCUGAGGGCCGUACCUGGUGUCUGGGGGGGGGCCCUAGUUUGAUCUGUGUAGUACGUCUAAUAAAUGAAUGUGUUGUCUGUGACAAUCCUGUCUGUGUCCAACAUCCCAGGCCAUGCAGGUCACUCUGCUUGAAAUAAAACUCUCUAAAAACA